GCGCGGUAUAUUUAUAGUCUUUGUUAUUGUGAAUUGUGAAAUUGGGAGUUGAGAGAAUUUGAUUUGAAUUGUAUUCAAAGCUUCAAAUUUUCAACAAUGACUUCACGAAAGCGUUGCUACAAUGGAUUAAACAUGCAAAACAACAUAUGAUAUUAUUUUUCAUUUUAUUCGGCGUACUUUGUGGACAAAGAUGAAGCAAUUAGAUGUAUCAUCAAGGUUGAAAGAUUGAAGAAAGACGAAGACAAAGAUACUCAGUUAUAUUUCCAUGGCACUGAUCAUUCGUCUGCUCAGAAGAUUGUUGAGAAUGGAAUUAAAUUAUGUAAAGGCGGAUAAUGAGUGUAGAGCUGAAAAGAUAACCUACUAUAUACCUGGAGGUGAAUCAUCACAAAUGGAUGAAGAGGAUGGAUGCAAAAUUCAGAAGAAUACACAUGAUGUUCCUAUGAGCGAUUCUUCACUCCAGAACCAUCAAGAAUUACAAAUAAAGAAACGAAGGAAAGAGAGUGGGGAUAAUGUUAAUGUUCAAAGUAAUAUUUUGCUUGAUGUUGUGCCCACUGCCUCAGCAGAAGAAAUAGAGUCAGCAUUAUCCAAAGCAGGAGGAGAUGUGGAUGCUGCUGCACAGCAACUGUCGGGCUUGGAUGAUGAUGAUGAUGAUUCUGAAGAUUUACCUUCAUCUUCACUGGCAAAUGUCUCCGAGGCUCCUGAAACAAGGAAGUCAUCAAAUUUAAGUCUUCAAAGCUAUCAAGCAGAAAACUUGGAUUACAACCUGCCAAAACAGAAGUUCAACCAGGAUGCAACUUGAAGGCACCGUUGCGUGUGAGAUUUGAAGGGGAAGAUGGUGUAGGCAAUGGCCCUAUUCGAGAAUUUCUUUUAUGUGCCAUGAAAAUUGUUGAAGAAGGGCUUUCCAAAAACAAAAAGCCACUGGUCUUUUUUAUGGUGAAGACAAUCAUUUACUGCCUGUACAUGAUCAAGCAUUCAGAUGCACGGGUGUUUUUAAGGCAAUU
Molecule: messenger RNA, 1001 nt
Organism: Xenia sp. Carnegie-2017
Lineage: Eukaryota; Metazoa; Cnidaria; Anthozoa; Malacalcyonacea; Xeniidae
Exons: 6
Coding region: 266-799 (177 amino acids)
Source: RefSeq, a predicted model, not a curated record